Hirsutella rhossiliensis is the source of this 333-nucleotide messenger RNA. RefSeq names its product gamma-glutamyltranspeptidase domain-containing protein. Gene Ontology annotation, cellular component: plasma membrane. Lineage: Eukaryota; Fungi; Ascomycota; Sordariomycetes; Hypocreales; Ophiocordycipitaceae. Gene Ontology annotation, molecular function: glutathione gamma-glutamate hydrolase. The record is from RefSeq and is a predicted model, not a curated record. Bases 1 to 333 code for a protein of 110 amino acids. Gene Ontology annotation, biological process: glutathione catabolic process. The transcript has 3 exons.
AUGUAUCACAGCGGCAUUGGCGGCGGUGGCUUCAUGCUCCUGCGGAACAAUAAUGGGACCUAUGAAUUCGUUGACUUCAGAGAAACUGCACCCAAAACAGCCUACACAGACAUGUACGAAGGCAAUCUCAACGGUAGCGUAUACGGCGGUCUUGCCAGUGGAGUUCCUGCUGCCAGCAUCGCCCGUUGUGGCUUUGUUGUGACGGAAGACUUAAUCCAGGCCAUGAAUCGCGUGUCGCCGAACAACUUCCUAACUGACGACCCAACCUGGGCCAUUGACUUUGCUCCCCACGGAUACCGAGUUAGGUUAGGGGAGACUAUAACGCGGAAAUGA